UUAAAUGCCUUUGGGAUGGAAUCCACACCAGGGGACCCUUGUGGCCCAGCAGGAGCCCCAAGUCAUCCUAGAGUAUCAGUUCACUAUAAGGCAGUUAGGCCCCAAAGACCUUUACAUCCACAUGCAUUCAUUUCCUUAAACUUUAUUUUGACUAUAUUUGCCUGCAUAUAUUUAGGUGUAUUUUAUUUUAAUUAAUUACUUUUUUAUUGUAAUGGUUUGAUCUCUUAAGUCUGAGUUAGAGUGUGUGUGAAGUAUUUUAAUAGCUUUGUUAAAUUUUAAAAUGUCUUAAAGUCUCUUAAAGACCAUAUUUACAGCAGGACUGACCGGUUUCACUUAUAUUUUGUUCUUUUAAACACAUUUGGUCACAACUAGUGCAUGUUAGCAUUUCUUUGAUGCAUAGAUAGAUAGAUAGACAGAUCGAUAGAUAGAUAGAUAGAUAGAUAGAUAGAUAGUUAGAUAGAUUAAUGCAUUAUUACUAACAUUAAUAUAAUAUUCCAUCAUGUAUUGACUGUUGCAUAAGAUUUGUGCUAGAAAACCCUGUAACAAAAGUCUGUUGAGGAAACUUACCUUAAUAUACUUGAAUUUUUUACUAAUUAUCAGUGAUUUGAUUAAUUUUGAUAUAGCAGCUACGGUAAAUAUGUAACUUGUUCCUGUUCGUCAUGAAAUGUCUAUGAAAGCCAUAACACACAAGAAGAAGAGACAAGGUACUUUCACCAUUUAGCCAUAGCAGCUUACAUAAUACAUUAUACAUGCUACAUUAUCCAUUAUACAGAUAUAUAUUGCCUACAUCAGUGUGAAAUCCUACGCUGCCUAAAAAGCGCUCGUUUAGCUCAUGCUGUCAUGUAUAUCCUGGCUAUCUAAAACCUCUGUUUACUUUGGUAAACAGCUGUCUGGGGUUACUAGACCCCACUAUAUUAGCAUUAUAACAUCAGCAGACAUCAUGACAUUUGGCUAACAAUCUUUGACCACAUGUUGUUUGUAUACUGUUGUUUUGAUAUAUAUUGGACAAGCAUUGACUUUCAAACUUGAUGUUAAUUUGAUGUUUGUACUCAGUACAUUAGCAUUAUAGUGUCAUCACAUCUUAUUAAGUUUGGCUAGCAUUCAUGUUUUGACCACACGUGGAAAAUGGUAUUGAUAUCUAUUAGAAAAGCCACUAGCAUGAACAUGUUGCUGUUGACUUUCAAGAUUGAUGUUAGGAUAAAUAGCAGUAGUUAACAGCUCUUCUUAGGUAGCAGAAAACCUCUUCUGUCUUUUAAACGAAUGCACUAGCAUUUCAUUAAGUGUACAUAGAUUAAUUUAACCAACUGACCACAUACACAGCCUUCAUUUUCUAUGCUGUACAAUUGACCAUCUCCAUCUACUCAGCAAUAAAGGACUGUAAUGCAAACUCCACUGGCCUGUAGAGUCUUCUUGUGUAGAGUCAACUGGCAUGACGGGGUCAAAUGGCCUUUAUAUUGGCAGGUGAACUAAAGGAGGAGAGUACGGGAGGGGUGCGGGAGAUGCUCUUGAGGAAGGAGGGGGCCGAGUGAGUGAUAUUUAAACCCCAGAGGUUCUCUCUCUCCUCAUCUGUUCCUCAGCUCUCCGGCUGUCUAUCAUUAUCCCCUGCGCUUCAUUAGUGACAAAGGAAGUUCUCCAUAGGCAUUCAGGUAAGACAGACAACUCAGACGAGAGAAAGGACUCCUUUCUCUCCAAGCAGAAAGCUAAUGAAUGCUCUUCUGGAUUGGAUUAUCGACUGAUAACUUUUUUUGGUAGCGUUUAUUCGAAUAACUGUCCAUAGGCCAGUGCUACCAUUACUUUUGUGUGAAUUUCUCAUGGGAUAUGGAUAUUACCUAUAUGAAUGUGUAUAGCCUUCAAAGUUAAAUGUAUAUUAUUUAUAUUUCACACAGACGUUUAAACCUUCACAUAUACAUAUAGGGUGAAUAAAGAUUAAUUGGGACACAUUUUGCCAUUGUGAUAAUUAUAUAUAUAUAUAUUUCUAGGAGUAGUCUUGGACCAGAACCAAGCUGAAUACAGGUAAAGUGAAAUCUUAAAAAAAAAAAAACUUUUAUUUUAAAAUAUAGCCAUAAUAAAAUACAAUCCAAAUGGUUUAGAAUAUAAUUUAAAUAUCAUUUGAAUAAACAUCAUUGAAACAUCUCUACUACUCUACACAGAAAAUACAAGCACUAAAGUGUCCCACUUUACCUGUAUUCACCGAACUACAAUCCUGUCCUGAAUAUAUGGUUUUGUCUUUGAUUUUCAUUGAUGUAAAUGUAUUUUUUGGGUCUGUGUUAUAGAAUGAGUUAGAUUUGAAAGAAUUAGUUUUUAUGUAAAUAAAUUAAUCUCUUCUUCUUUACAUGUCAAAGAACGGUCAGUUUCCUCAGUGUCACUGGGUCACUUGGUGUUAGAUUUCCGUUCUCAUCUUAGUUGCCAUCACGUCACAGUGUCCAUUCUACACCGUUCUGAUACUGCUAAUGAGAUUGUGCUUCUGUUUUCUUAUGCCCUACAAAAAAUGUGCCAUAAUUUCACCUUUCAUCUUAAUUUUUCAAACUGUCUUGUGUUUAAAUAGUUUAUUGCUGUUCUUCUAUCUUCUGCUGCCUUAUAGCUGCUUUGUCCUUAAAUGCUCCAUUUGAACUUUUUUAAUGCCUUUUGUGGGACAUUAAACCAUUCUGACCUUUCUAGUUAGUGUCCAUUUCAUGAACAAUGGUUUUUGGUUUUAGUACCUGAGAGAUGUAGUUCACCGUUUUUUGUUCCAAAUCCGCAUGUCACCAUUUGAGCUUCCUAAUUAGGCACUCUCUUAGGUUAACUAAUUACUUAAAUUAGAUGGUGUAGUUCUUCAAAUAAAGAGCUGAGCACGGAGGCAUCAUUAGAGUAACCCUGUGUAAAGUUGCAAUUCAAUUACAUUGCUAUUUAUAGUUCAGAAAUGUAGUGAAAAGGGCAACAAACAUGAAUUUUGCUAUUUAAUUGGUUUUAUUUCAUUACUUUUAAAUUUAUAAUUGAUUAAAGGAAUAAUUCCCGUAAUUGAUUAAUACUGUCUUAUGAUCCUCCAGCUGUUUUUCUUUUUGCUUCAUUUUGCAAAAUUCAUGACUAUACAGUCUACAGGACUGUUUUUCCCUCUAAACUUUGGCCUCUCUCCUCAAAAUUAACUAAUGGAGUUACUUUAGGAUAACUUUAGGUGUGUAUUGUGUGUGUGUGUGUGUCUUCAUGAGAGCCUCGGAUUACUUGGACAAAGUUUCCCUUGGGAACUUGCCCGUAGUUUUAUCUUAAAUUUGACAGUUUUAUGUUUCACUUGUGGUUUCCAUUUGAGAGAUGCGGCCCCUGUUACAUGAGCAACAGAUGAUUUGAGCAGAGAAGCGUUCGCAUACAACUAAUGAGCGUUCCAAGAAAACACAGAGUUGUGUAAUGCUAACAGUUUAUAUAAUCAUGCAUUGGGUGAGAAUGACAGUUUAUAAUUCCAUCUCAUUGUCUCUCAUAAAGUGCCAAACCUGUUGUAUCACAAUAUUUGGAGGUUUAACGUUACCUCUUUGUGUAACCCAAUUACAGCCAUAAAAACACUGAAGCAAAUCGUUCAGCCUUCCAUCAAUGCUUUAUUUUCAUGGCCAAAUUCUGUUCAUGCUCUUCUGUUGUGCUUCAUAAAUGACUGUGUCUGUUUCUACAUGCGCAGUAGCUCGGUGAACCCAGAGAGAGAAGAUCCAAGAUGCCACGCUCAAAGUGUGAUGUGUAAGAAUGUUGCUUUUUGAGUGACAAACCCCUAAUCAGAAUUUUCCUCUUAAAUCAAAUAAACCCCAUCAAAUAGUAAGGAUAUUAUCUCAAACAAAUGAUUGAGAGAGCAUUUCACAUUUUGUUUUCACCCAUAGUCCAAAACAUGUGUUUGUGCCAGAAUUAAUUGAGCCAAAGCUCCGCCCAUGCUAGUCAUGUGACCGUACAUGCAGCAGGGCUAGCGAGGGGAGCGCCAUGUCUUUGUAUCUAACCUUUGACCUUUUUAACCACCUUAACAGCAUGUCCAAAGAGCCAAGCUCCAACUUGGAAAGCGCCAUGCAGAUGCUCAUCAAGACCUUUCAUAAGUAUUCCGGGAAGGAAGGAGAUAAAUACACGCUCAGCCGAGGAGAACUAAGGGAACUUCUGACGGAGGAGCUGGGAAAUUAUCUUGGGAAUGCUCAAGAUAAAGACGCGGUGGAACGAGUGAUGAACGACCUGGAUGCUAAUAAUGACGGCGAGGUGGACUUCACAGAGUUCAUCAUCCUCAUGGGUGCGCUGACCGUGGCCUGCAAUGACUUCUUCCUGGACAGCCCGCCACCCAAAAACAAGCCCGAGAGCAAGGACGACGCAGCCACAACAGAGGAAAAGAAAGAGUAAUGAGCGCAUGCUACCAGAACAGAGAGAGAAAACGGAGCAAAGUAUUAGUAGGUUGCAUGUUUGAGAACAAGAGAGUGUGUUUCAUCCAUUUCUUUUAUCAGGACCAACAAACCUAGUUCUUGGAGGACUUUUCUCUGCUUUUAUAAUUCAACCCAAGCUGUUAAUAUACUUUCAAGGCAAAACUGUCAAACCCUGAAGGCAAAGACUUGGGGGUUUGAUAGAAACACUCAUCAGUUCAGUGCCAGGAGCUGGUUUGUCUAUCGCUGAACUGUUUUUAUUUUUUCUAGUUAAAGUCUUUCAGGAUGGGUGCCUUCUGUUUCAUAUGAGUGCAGAUAUUAUAUACAGCUAUAUGUAGUGUUUUUGGAUGAAGAUAGAGCAGCAAAGUGUAUUUUGAGUGCAAUAAGUGGCUACUAAAUGAAUGUCAAAGCCUGUAUUGAUAGAAAGUGGUGAGUUAUAGACAGUUAUGAAUGCUCAUUUUUAAUAAUUCUUAACUGUGACUUGAAAACAGAUGUUGAAGUAUUUAUAUUUAUAUCUUUCAUGUAAUUAUAAAUACCCUUUAUUGUUGACAGCAAACAACAUUACGUCUACUUCAUGGUUACCAUAAAUUCUGAACAGUGUUCAUAAUCUAUAAUAAUUCAUUGUUGAAGAUGUGAACUUGGUUUGUCUCUUUCUGUGCAUCUAUUUUUUUAGCCUAUUUUUAUUUAAUAAUCAAUAUGUAUCUUAAUUAUAAUAAACGUGCAACUGA
Molecule: messenger RNA, 5077 nt
Organism: Cyprinus carpio (common carp)
Lineage: Eukaryota; Metazoa; Chordata; Actinopteri; Cypriniformes; Cyprinidae
Product: S100 calcium binding protein S
Molecular function (GO): calcium ion binding
Source: RefSeq, a predicted model, not a curated record